Molecule: messenger RNA, 5613 nt
Organism: Knipowitschia caucasica
Lineage: Eukaryota; Metazoa; Chordata; Actinopteri; Gobiiformes; Gobiidae
Source: the annotation of a GenBank genome assembly
AUGUGCAGUGCUAGGAACAGCAAAGAUACUGCGCAGAACCCUCAAGCUCCCUGGCCUCUGGUAGAGGACCCGAGCUUAGAGAGGGAUAACCGCCCGCGGAGGGCCAAAGCGUCUCCCGUGGGCUCGCAUUGGAGGGCCGCGUGGAGGUUCCCGUGGAGGUCCCGUGGAGCUAGCCCCAGAACCCCGACCCCAGCCUCCUCCUCCCCCCCGCCACGGCUGCUGCUCCAUCGGCCCUCAUCCAAAGCAUCCCCCCUCUUCUCUCCAGCCAUCAUGUCUCGGCGAAAACAGCCCAACCCGAACAAAGUUAACCACGAGAUGGAAACCGUUGACCAUCUGAGAGACAUGGACCCCCCAUACGAAAUUAUGAAUGGCGAAACAUUAACAAACGGAGGAACGGAGGUGGAACUUGAGACCAGGCCCGAGACCAGGCCCGAGACCAGGCCCGAGACCAGGCCCGCAGACGCAGACCUGUCCUCCAUUAAUGAGAUGAUGUCAGCGGUGAUGUCGUCGUCCGUCAUGUCUCCGUCGACCAUGAAUGGAGAUGGGGAGGAGCCAUGUGAGAACGCAGCGUCUGCGAACUCCGGUGGAGCCACACCCAGUCCAUCUCCGUCGAAAACGCUGACGUCAGCCAUGAGAGCGCCCCCGAGCAGGAACCAGCGGCGCACCACGGACUCCAAAGACGACAAUGCCUUUGUAUGUCCACUGUGCGACAAAAACUGUGGUUCUCAGCACCAGCUCACCAUGCACAUCCGACAGCACAACGCUGACACCGGAGCAUCCGACCACAGCUGCAGUAUCUGUGGGAAGUGUCUAAGCUCCGCCUCCAGCCUCGACCGCCACAUGUUGGUGCACAGCGGCGAGCGACCGUACAAAUGCUCAGUGUGCGGGCAGACCUUCACCACUAACGGCAACAUGCACCGACACAUGAAGAUCCAUGAGAAGGACCCAGCGUCUGGUCUGAUCCUCCUUAGUCCUGAGCCCAGCCCCACCAAGAGGAGGCGCCCCAGUGUGAAGAGGAGAGAAGAGGAGGAACCACCCAGCAAGAAGAUUUCGGAAAACUCGUCAGUGGAGGACUCUGCGUCUCCGGUCAAACUUCAGGAGGAGGAACUUCAAUGUCCGAUCUGUUUUAAAGUUCUGACGUCGAGACUUGAGCUCGAUGAGCACAUGGACUCGCACCCGGACACUGCGCUUAGGUGUGACUCAUGCUGCCUCACCUUCCGGACUCACCGUGGUCUCCUCAGACAUAAUGUGGCAGUGCAUAAGCUCCUCCCCCUGGACCCGAGUGGUCGUCCCUUUAUCCAGAACAACCCCUCAAUCCCUGCAGGCUUCAACGAGCUCGCCUUUAUCGACUUCAGCUGCGGAAAGUUCAGCCUCAUCGCCCAGGUAUGGUGCGAGACCAACCUGCGACGCUGCAUUUCCAAAUUCCACCGCUUUGUGUGUGACUCAUGCGACCGAGCGUUCCCCCUGUCGACCGCUCUGGAGCUGCACCACUGCGACAAGAGCAACGCUAACAGCUAUGCUAAUGACAUACGAGCUAACGGCUACACUAACGAACACAAAGACCUUGUCAACGGAGGGGAGGAGCUACACCAUGGCUCUGAUGAAGAAGCUGAUGAGGCCAACGGAGGGGAGGAGCUAGAGAUCCAGAAGGAACCGGAGGAACAAGAGGGGUUUCUGGAAGCGCUGGGACUAAAACUAACGUCUAAGGUCCCAGUUGGUCCCUCAGAGGCUGACCUAGUCCAGGCUCGUCUCGACAGUAUCAAGUCGAUCCCAGUGGAUCCUUCGUCUCUCCACACAGAGGCACUGUCUCUGGGGCUCGCUCUGGGCGUUCCACUGUUCCCGACUGGCUUCCUGCUCACAGAGGGUGGGGCCACGGGUUCAGAGGGUCCGCCUAUCUCAGGACUGCAGCACAUUCUGCAAGUGACUGCAGCGACGCCCAAUCAGAUUGCUCUAAGCAUAAAGGGCGGGGCCACAGGUCAGAAGCCCCUAAAGCCUCGUCCCCUCCCUCCCACCCGCUGUGGCCUGGCCUCCACCCCUCCCCCACCUCAGCAGGCCUCUCUGGGAUGCAUCAGUCCUUCUCUCCCCCCUCCUCCUCUUUUUAAGAGCCUGUGCUCCUCCCCCUCCAUUUCUCCCUCUGUGUCUCCUCCUGGGGGGACCUCAGUCUCCCCGGACGACUCACCGAGCCGAAAGCCCACCCCCCGGGGACCGCUCUCCUGCCGGUUCUGUGCGCUCAGCUUCUCUCACUCAGCGCUGUUGCAGGCACACCAGCGGCUGCACCUGGGCGUUCUCCCGCAUCAGUGUAACAUCUGCGAAUAUGUGGCGCCUGACAAAGCCACGUUGAUCAGACACCUGCGCACGCACAGCGGCGAGCGGCCAUACGUCUGCCGCGUCUGCCACUACCCCUUCACCGUCAAGGCCAACUGUGAGCGCCACCUGCGCAAGAAGCACAAUAAGACGUCACGCAAAGACAUCGAGAAGAAUAUCAAGUAUGUGACGUCUACGGCCACCAACAACAUCACUGCUGCUCUCACUGCGGCUGCUGCGACUGUGGCCAAGGCGCAGGCUGAGGAGGCAGAGACUCUGUGCCGUUUCUGUGGCGAGGACCUGAAGUCGUACCGCGCCCUGCAGAUCCACCUGCGCACACACAACGGCUGCCAGCGCAAACCAUACGAGUGCCGCCGCUGCGGUGCCGCCUUCCUGGCCAAACGGAACUGCAUCCACCACCUUCUGAAGCAGCACCCCGAGGUGGAGGAACGCGAGAUCGAGGAGCACAUCCACACGCUGCAGCCGGUCACAGGUGCAAUUGCGGCUAAUCACGUCGAAACAACUGAAGCUAACCCUGCUAAACCAGCAGGUGUUAACGCUAACCUCUCCGCUAACAACAAGGCACUGAAUGGGCUGCAGCCGGUGAAACUCGAGGCCCCGCCUUCCUCAGACCUGGACCAGCCGUUGGACUUCUCAGCGAAAGCUCGUGUGGGCGGAGCUCUAUUUGGGGUGAAGCAGGAAAUAGGAGGUGACGGCGACGAGCCCAUGGACCUGUCAGUGCCGAACAAACGAGUCAAGAAGGAGACCAGCAUGGUGACGUGCUUUCUGUCCACUGGCCCUGCCCCUUCAACUGCCCCCACCCCCUCGUCUGCUGGGCCCGCCUCAUCUGGCCCCACCCCUUCCUGUCUGCGUGCUGCUCGUCUAAAGCCCCUCCUCCCGAAGCCUUCAUCGGCAUCGUCUUCCUCAUCUGAGCUGCCACCGCUCGCGUCCAUUGCUCAAAUAAUCAGCUCUGUUUCCACUGCAACCGACAUGCUGCGGCGAGAGGCGGUGGUUGUCGCCAAGGCGGGUAGUGCGGAGGCAAAGGUGGAACCUGAGAGGGAAGUGUGUCAAGUGGACGACGAUCCAACCAGGAAGCGUCCUCGGAAGAAGCCGGGACCCAGGGGCCCCGCAGCCCUCGACCUGGAGUCCAGCGGGGAGUUCGCCAGUGUGGAGAAAAUGCUAGCAACAACCGACGCUAACAAGUUUAGCCCGUUUCUCCAGAGUGCCCAGAGCGCUGCACUGAGCACCAAGAGAGAAGCCACUGUGCUGCCGGAGCAGAAACCGAAAGAGGAAUUGAAACCGUCUGCUCCAAAAGGAAAGAAGAAUGCAUACUCCAACUCUGCUCAGAAGAUGACGUGUCCCUACUGUCCUCGGGUCUUCCCCUGGGCCUCGUCCCUGCAGAGGCACAUGCUGACACACACAGGUCAGAAGCCGUUCCCGUGCCCGAAGUGUGACGCUUUCUUCUCCACAAAGUCUAACUGUGAGCGCCACCUUCUGCGCAAACACGGCGUCACCAAUAGGAGCCUGCGCAAGAAUGGAGCAGUGCUAAAGAAGGAGGAGGAGGAGAGGGAGAGCACAGGGUCCCAGUCUGAAGCAGAGGCCCUUCUUCCUGACGCUGACCCAAACCCAGAGCCUCCUGCUGUCCAAUCAGAGGCCCAGGGGGAGGAGUUUGCAGCUGUAGACACCACCCACAACACCACACAAGACGGAGCAUUGUCAGAGGAGAGCGAGUCCCCUGCACAGCCACAGGAGGCACUGGAGAGCAGCGGCAGCGAGGCUCUGGACAGCAGUGCAAAGAGUGAAAUCACAGACGACGACGACUGUCACAGCAAUAAGAGUCUUGACCUUAAUUUUGGCCGAAAGCUCAUUGACUUUAAGCUCAGUGCUGCCCCCAGUGGCUCUGCGCAGGAACAGCAUCCUCCCUCUCUGUCCGCAAACACAGCCACCUGCCCUAAUGAUGCAAUUGUGGAUGCUAAUGUCGAUGAUAACUGCGCUAGCGCAGAUACUAAUGUGGACGAUGCCUUGAAACACGCGUGCCACGUCUGUAACAAGAGAUUCCGCUAUGCCACAACUCUAGCUAGGCAUGAGAAAGUCCACGCCCCCGAGGAAGGCCAUACCCUCGAGGAAUGUCAAACCCCCGACUACACAGACCACGCCCUUGACGACUCCGAUCACAACCCUAACAACACAGGCCACUCCCCCGAAGAACCAGACAACGACGAAGCGGCGAGAGAGAGCGAGGAGCUGACGUGUGUGGCUGAAGAAGCGCAGAUGGAAGAGCUGGAGGAUAGAUGCAACAGUGCGGACUCGGAAGAGCACGAGGAGAGCGAGGCCUACAGCUCCGACUGCGACACAGAGGAGAGGGAGGGGGAACGGAGCGACGAUGAUAUAACUGAGGGCCGGGGCCAGGUGCAACCAGGGGGCGGAGCCAGAGUUGAUAAACGCAAGAAGAUAUGCAAUGUGUGCGGGAAGCGUUUCUGGAGUUUACAAGACCUAACGCGGCACAUGAGGUCACACACGGGAGAACGUCCGUACCAGUGCUCCACCUGCGAGAGAACCUUCACCCUGAAGCACAGUCUGGUCCGACACCAGAGGAUCCACCUGAAGCCAAGAACUGGAGAGGAGCUGGAGGGAUUUCAGGCUGGAGAGGAGGUGGAAGAAAUGGAGGGAUCGCAAAAUGGUGAGGAGAUGGAAGAAACUCAGACUGUAGAAGUUCUGGAAGGACUUCAGGCUGGAGGAGAGACGGAAGACCUGAGCCCCACAGAAGAGUCCAAGUCUACAGACUCCAUGCCAGCGCAGAAUGAAAGCAUAUCCAAGGAGGCAUCUCAAGAGGCCACAUCUGCAGAGGCCAACAUAACGGAAUCCAUGGAGAUAUCGCAAGAAUUCUCAUCAGUAGAGGUUGAUGGACAAACCAUGGAGAUAUCAGAAGAACCUUUUUCUGCAAACAACAAAGGGGAAGCUGAGGAUGGAGUGGAUGAGGCCAAUUAUGAGGAGCCUUUGCACAUUGAGAACGAGAAGGCAUCCAAGGCAGAAGAUCCCAACAAACUUAUGGAGGAAACAUCUGACCAGCCACGAGACCUGGACAAACCGUCAGUAUCCCAAACGCAAACCGCUUCAGAAAACUCCGAUAUCUGUAUUAUAGAAGCCGAAAAGGAAAGCGACGGUGACAAAAUCUUGGUUGAAAAAUCCUUAGUAAAAGUUCCCAUGAUGGGGGACCACUCGGCCGACAAAGCCCAGAUACAGAGCUCUGAAGCUGGGUGCACGGAUCCGGAGCAGGCCCCUCUUCUGGAGCCUCUUCUCGCACCAUGA